AUGGGUGGCGACCUAAAUCUCAAAAAAUCAUGGCACCCUGUGCUCAUGAGCAACCAAAAGAAGGUCUGGGAGGAGGAGAAAAAGGCACUGGAGGAGCGCAAGAAGAUCGACCAGAUCAUGAAAGAGCGCGCCGAAGAGAGAGCGAUCCAAGAAUUGGAAGACCUGCAAGAGGCCGCUGGUGGGAAAAAGAGACAAUCUCGUGUUGACUGGAUGUACAACGGACCUUCGAGCGGCCAGGCAGGCACCACCGAGGAAAUGGAGGGCUACUUAUUGGGAAAGAGGCGGAUAGACGGCUUGCUCAAGGGCACAGACAACCAGAAAUUGGAAAAGUCCGCAAAGGAGGAUUCGUUCAUGGCCGUGCAGAGCGCCAACACUGCCAGAGAUACGGCGGCAAAGAUCAGAGAGGACCCUAUGCUAGCGAUCAAGAAGCAGGAACAGGCUGCAUAUGAGGCCAUGAUGAAUGACCCGGUCAAGCGGAGGCUUUUGCUAAAGGCGGCGGGCAGGGAAGAUGAUGAUCGGGAACAUGAUCGCAAAAGGAGGAAACAUCACCAUCACCAUCAUCGUCACCGCAGUCGCCGUGAUGGGUCUGAAGGACAUGAGAAGUCCCGUUCACACCGAGACAACGAUGAGGAUAGGCAUGGAAGAAGUAGACACCGGCACCGCAGAUCAUACACCCCUUCCGAGUCUCGGUCUCGCUCCAGAUCUCCUCCACGGAAGCCCGCGAGGUCGCGAUCUCGCUCCCCAUAUCGCAGAAGACGCUCAUAUUCCCCCGAAGAACGAAGACGACCACGAUCACGCUCCCGAUCAACUUCACCACCUCGGAGAAAUGGUCACAGCAACGGAGUUCGGAAAAUGCAAAGUUGGCACUCUUCAAGGCCUGAGCCAGCAAGGCACCGAAGCCCACGUCGGGAAGAGAAAAGAGCAGAUAGCCGCGAAGAAGAUAGAGCUGCAAGACUAGCUGCGAUGCAAAACGAUGCCACUGCCCUCGAUCAGCAGCGUGAACAAAGACUGGCCGAACUUGCAGCGAGGGAAAGGGCCGAGAGAGACCGAGACGAUGCGGCUCGAGCUCGGACUGCAAAGCACGGUGGACGAGCAGACUUUGUCAACAGCUACCACAAAAAGGCCGGGAAUAUGACCUUGGGAGAGCGCAUGGGACGCAAUGCGACGUCGCAGCGAGAGGACGAUGAGUGA
Fonsecaea pedrosoi CBS 271.37 is the source of this 1191-nucleotide messenger RNA. RefSeq lists its product as uncharacterized. The record is from RefSeq and is a predicted model, not a curated record. Gene Ontology annotation, biological process: mRNA splicing, via spliceosome. Gene Ontology annotation, cellular component: U2-type spliceosomal complex. The transcript has a single exon. Bases 1 to 1191 code for a protein of 396 amino acids. NCBI's taxonomy places the organism in Eukaryota, Fungi, Ascomycota, Eurotiomycetes, Chaetothyriales, Herpotrichiellaceae.